AUGACAUUACAAGAUCAUCUUAAUGAUAAAUCAAAUAUCAUCCUACUUUUCACCACUAGAUUAACUAAUGAAUUAAUUGAAUUUUGGAAUGAUGAUUAUAAUUUUGAAUGUUCUUUAAGAUUAUUAAAUGAUUUAUCAUUACAACAAAAAAUAUCUUCAAUUACAAAAAACCCCAACCAUCAACAACAAAGAUUUAAAUAUAAACAAUUAUUAUCAAAUUUAUUUAUUAGAUAUGCAAUCAAUUCAAUCAUUCAAUCAAAUGAUCUAUUUAAAAAAAUUGAAUUUGAUUAUAAUGAAUUUGGGAAACCCAUAUUACCAUAUAAUUUCCAAUUCAAUAUUAGUAGUUCUAAUGAUAUAAUUGCCUUAAUUGUGGAAUUUCCAUCUUCAUCUUCAUUAUCAUCAUCAUCAUUGUCAUCAUCAUUAUCUGGUGAUCGAGCUUAUGACCCAAUUGGUAUUGAUUUAUCACAUUCUAUUCAAAAUAGUAUAUCAAAUACAGAAUAUCUUGAACAAUUUAAACCGAUUUUUGAUGAUGUUUAUGAAUUACCACAAAUUGAUAAUUAUUUUAAAUUUAAUCAUUUUUGGACAUUAAAAGAAUCAUUUACAAAAUUGAUUGGUAGUGGAUUAAAUAUUGAAUUAUCAGAUUUUUAUUUCAUAGUUGAUUAUAAUGAUAAUGAGUUUUCUAGUGAUAAUGAAAAAUUCCAAACAAGUAUAGUUGGAAAUAAUAUUGGAGAUAGUUGGAUGUAUUAUUCAUUGAAUUGGUUUGAUAAAAUCUUGAUAAAUAUAGAUAAACUUGAAUUAGCCAAGAAUCAAUUUAUAACGGCAUUAAAUAAAAAAGAAUUUUAUUGUCGUAGUUCUAUUCUUGAUAAUGGUAAUGUCGAUGAAUCUAAAUUGCCAGUAAUUAUAACGAUAAUUAAUCAAAACAAGAAUAAAUCAAUUCAACCAAUAGAGUUGAGAUUUGAAAAAUUAUUAUCUGAACAUUUAAACCAGUGA
Molecule: messenger RNA, 990 nt
Organism: Candida albicans SC5314
Lineage: Eukaryota; Fungi; Ascomycota; Pichiomycetes; Serinales; Debaryomycetaceae
Gene: LYS5
Product: holo-[acyl-carrier-protein] synthase
Exons: 1
Coding region: 1-990 (329 amino acids)
Cellular component (GO): cytosol
Molecular function (GO): holo-[acyl-carrier-protein] synthase activity; magnesium ion binding
Source: RefSeq, a predicted model, not a curated record